ACCAGCUCUAAUGUGCAUCCUGUCCGUUUGGCUCGUGCAAAGCCUGAGCCCGAUUCAUGGCUUUACAAAGAUCUUGGCGCAGCUGAGAAUGGUCUGAGGUGAUUUGUGUGGGACACAGGCAUCACGAUUGGGGAUCCCUGUGGAGAAACGCUCCAGCAUUUCAUCUGGAUUGAGGGGAAUAUGGGGGGAGCAGUCAGCGCUGGCGAGGACAACGAUGAUUUGAUAGACAACCUGAAGGAAGCCCAAUAUAUCCGUACGGAGCGUGUGGAGCAGGCCUUCAGAGCAAUAGACCGUGGAGAUUACUACCUGGAGGGAUACAGAGACAAUGCCUACAAGGAUCUGGCUUGGAAGCAUGGGAAUAUACAUCUGUCGGCACCUUGCAUCUAUUCUGAAGUGAUGGAGGCGCUGAAACUGCAGCAGGGCUUGUCUUUUCUAAACCUCGGCAGUGGCACUGGAUACCUGAGCACCAUGGUGGGCCUCAUCAUAGGUCCAUUUGGAGUAAAUCAUGGCGUGGAGCUUCACAAGGAUGUUGUGGAGUACGCAAACGAAAGACUCGAUGACUUCAUCAAAAACAGCGACAGCUUUGACAGGUUUGAGUUCUGCGAGCCACACUUCGUGGUGGGCAACUGCCUGGAGAUUUCCUCAGACAGUCAUCAGUACGACCGCAUUUACUGCGGCGCUGGAGUUCAGAAGGACCACGAGAACUACAUGAAGAUCCUGCUCAAAGUCGGCGGGAUUCUGGUCAUGCCAAUAGAGGAUCAGCUCACUCAGAUUAUCAGGACGGGUCAGAGCUCAUGGGAGAGUAAGAAUAUUCUGGCCGUGUCGUUUGCUCCUCUGGUUCAGCAGAACAGGACAGACAGCAACAAGUCUGAAGCCGUGGUGCUCCCGGCUCUGAGCGUGCGAAGUCUUCAAGACCUGUCCCGAAUCUACAUCCGCCGGACGCUGAGCAGCCUGAUCAAUGAAGAGAACCCAAACCGCACCAACACUCCACGAGCUUCUCAGAAGCGCAAGCGCAGACGCUGUCGCCGCCGCCGCCGCAUCAACACAUAUGUGUUCGUGGGCAACCAGCUGAUCCCGCAGCCCCUCGACAGCGAAGAGGACGAGUGCAUCGAGCAAGAGAGCAAAGACGAGGAGCAAGAGAAAGACAUUGAGCCCAUCAAACCCGAAGAGCCGCAGGUCAACCAUCUGAGAGACAAAAUCUUGAGUCUGCCGCUGCCCGAGUCGCUCAAAGCCUACCUGCUGUACUACCGCAAGAAAUAAAGUCUCUUCUCCAGACUACUUCUGACCCUCACUUUCACUCUUUUCUUUGUUUUUUUGAUAAUGUAGCAUAAUUUAAACAUUUAAAACUGGGGUUUGGGCUGCAUUUUUAUUAUUUCGUGUUUCUUUUUUCCCAGAAGAGACUUGAUUGUGCUUGCUGUGUUUGUUCUACGUUGUAAUAUUCACAUUUUUUAAUGUGACGAUUUUUUUUUCCACUGCUGAGGACCUCGGGGGGGCUUUAGAAGCUUGUUUGUAUUCUGAAGAGUUCGCUUUAAUGUGAUGGAAGCUAUUUUUUCACUGGCUUGUAUUGUUGUAAGACCAGCCUGUUUGACGAGUCCAAUAAUGACAGUUUUCUUUCUUUUUUUUUUUAAGGUGUAGGAAGAAUGAAACACUCGAGUCAUUAUUUUGGGACUGAUGUAUGCCUUCUUUGACUCCCUCUGGGUUUAUUUAGCUGUUAAUGCUAAUGCUUUGAGUAUCUCUUUGGACCGUUUUAGUGAAUUUCCAUCUAGAGAUGAUUGUUUUGGCCUGUUUUCUGCAUUUUUUUUUUUUACAUUCUAGGCACAUUUGUAAGUACUGAUAUUGAGCUGUCUCUUAAUCGCUGAUGUACUUUUUUUUUUCUUGGUUUCUUUCAUCAGCAAGUCGACCUGGAAACCCAACGCUCCACUUUCUGCUUGUGAUCAUUGAGAUGUAGGAGACGUCACUGUUUGUGUCGGUUUGUAAUCGGUGAUUUCACGCUGUCGUAACAACUUGUUUGCAAUAUAUUGUCAGCAUAUGAAAUCUUUGGCUUCAUUUCAGUUAUUCUAUUGAUUGUAAAUGAUUUUGUUACAUUAAAUGGAAUCUAAUCAAAUUUAUUAAUCAUUUCUGUCACAUUUUACAAAUUAAUUAAGACAAUCAUCUAUGUUACGUUAAAAGGAUUGUUCAUCCAAAAAUCUAAAUUUAUUAUUUACUCUCCCUCAAGCAGUCCUAAAUCUUUUAUGAGUUUCUUUCUUCUGUUAAACACAAAAUAAUAUAAUUUAAAGAAAGCUGAAAACCUGUAACCAUUGACUUACAUAGUACGAAAAACAGACAUUACAGAAGCUAAUGGCUACAGGUUUCCAGCAUUCUUCAAAAUAUCUUCUUUUGUGUUCAACAGGGGAAAAAAAGUUCAGUUUUUGGUGAACUAUCACUUUAUUUAUAAUCCUACUGUUGUUCAUAUAGUCUCUGUAUAACCUUUAGCAUUUAUAGAUAUACCUACGAGAAAAAAAGGCUCGAUUUCCGUCAUUUACCUGGCUCAUAAUGAUGUUUAUUCCACUUGAAUGCCUUACUUUG
Danio rerio (zebrafish) is the source of this 2565-nucleotide messenger RNA. RefSeq names its product protein-L-isoaspartate (D-aspartate) O-methyltransferase domain containing 1 (gene pcmtd1). Gene Ontology annotation, cellular component: cytoplasm; membrane. The record is from RefSeq and is marked validated. Gene Ontology annotation, molecular function: protein-L-isoaspartate (D-aspartate) O-methyltransferase activity. NCBI's taxonomy places the organism in Eukaryota, Metazoa, Chordata, Actinopteri, Cypriniformes, Danionidae.